This is a messenger RNA of Kazachstania africana CBS 2517, 333 nucleotides long. RefSeq names its product DNA-directed RNA polymerase III core subunit RPC11 (gene RPC11). Gene Ontology annotation, molecular function: zinc ion binding; nucleic acid binding; DNA-directed RNA polymerase activity. Gene Ontology annotation, cellular component: RNA polymerase III complex. The transcript has a single exon. Gene Ontology annotation, biological process: DNA-templated transcription; termination of RNA polymerase III transcription. The coding region runs from base 1 to 333 and encodes 110 amino acids. NCBI's taxonomy places the organism in Eukaryota, Fungi, Ascomycota, Saccharomycetes, Saccharomycetales, Saccharomycetaceae. The record is from RefSeq and is a predicted model, not a curated record.
AUGUUGUCCUUUUGUCCAGUUUGUAAUAAUAUGUUACUUGUCUCGUUGGCAGAUUCAGGUAUCUACACUUUAAAAUGUCAUUCUUGUCCAUACGAAUUCCCUAUUGAAGGCAUCGAAAUCUACGAUAGAAAGAAAUUACCAAGAAAAGAAGUAGAUGACGUGCUCGGUGGUGGUUGGGAUAAUGUCGACCAAACUAAAGUUCAAUGUCCAAAUUAUGAUAAAUGUGCUGGUGAAAGUGCCUAUUUCUUUCAAUUACAAAUUAGAUCUGCGGAUGAGCCUAUGACAACUUUCUAUAAGUGUGUUAAUUGUGGUCAUAGAUGGAAAGAAAACUGA